AUUCACUGUUUUCUGUCACACUGAUGCUUUUAUCUGGAAAUAAUCACAUCUAUACAAUAACCAUAACUAUAGAAAACUGUAACUAUAGAAUAGGAUUUUGAGCAAUUGAGAACAUAUUUUUGUCACUCAUUUUAAUCAGCAAAACCAAUGUUUAAAUCUCUGAAGCUCAAGCAAAAGGUGAAAAUGGAUCCGGUGGCUGUUGGAGAUCCCGCUUGCGCUUUACACAGCGAGAAACUCCAACUCUUCUGUCUGGAGGACAAACAGCUUGCGUGUUUGGUGUGCAGAGACUCAGAGAAGCACGUCAGUCACACAUUCAGACCCAUCGCUGAAGCCGUUUCAUCAUACAAGGAGGAGCUCAAAACAACACUGAAGUCCUUACAGUUUAAACUCACACAAGAGUUAAAGACGAGAGGAGAGCUGGAGAAAACAGUUCAACACAUCAAGUCUCAAGCUGAUCACACACUGCAUCAGAUUCAACACGAGUUCAAGAAACUUCAUCAGUUUCUUCGAGAUGAAGAAGAAGCUACAAUCACUGCACUGAGGGAGGAAGAGGAGCAGAAGAAGCAGAAGAUGAAGGAGAAGCUGGAGGAGAUGAACACACACAUCUCAGCUCUUUCACAGACGAUCAAAAACACGGAGGAGAUGCUGAAAGCCAAUGACGUCUGCUUUCUAAAGGAGUUUCCAGUCUCGAUGGAAAGAGUCCAGAUCUCACAGCCGGAUCCACAGACGCCUUCUGGAGCUUUGAUUCAUGUGUCUCGCUACUUGGGGAACCUGCCGUUCAGAGUCUGGAAGAAGAUGCAGGACAUCGUCCACUACACUCCUGUGAUUCUGGACCCAAACACUGCAAAUCCACAUCUCGUCCUGUCUGAUGACCUGACCAGUCUUAGAGACAGCUUUUUAAACAGUAAACCACUUCCCGACAAUCCAGAGAGAUUUGACUAUUACUCCUGUGUUCUGGGUUCAGAGGGUUUAAACUCAGGAAAACACCGCUGGGAUGUGGAGGUUAAAAAGUGUUCAAUCUGGAGUCUUGGAUUAACUACUGCAUCAAACCAGAGGAAGGGACGUGAUUUCUUUAACACUGGGGUUUGGUGUGUGAGCUUUGGAUUGUAUGAACCAUCUGGUUUCAUCGUUAAACAGAGUCUUGAGCGUGUGAGAGUUGAUCUGGACUGUGACAGAGGAACAGUGUCUUUCUCUGAUCCUGUAACAAACACACAUCUACACACAUUCACAACCACCCUCACCGAGUCUGUCUUUCCGUUCUUCUGUAGUAUUUAUCAACUCAGGAUCUUACCAUUUAGAAGUUAGCAUUAGAGAUCGGUAUAGUGUACAGCUCUACACACCAUCAGCUUUUGUCUUUACCCAAGUUGGCACACACAGGGCUGGAUCUGGGUUGAUUAAUAGCAAUGCAGAACUGUUCUACAUGGAAAAAAAUAAAUGCUUAUCAAACACACUUUUAAAACCUAAAUCACGAAUAAUUCAAGAUAAUUAAAAGAACAAGUCAGAAACAGAUAAGCAUUCUGUAAAUAAGCUUUUAUUUAUCCUCAACAUUUUCACAGACUGUUUCAUGUAGGAUUUUCAAAGGCAGCUUCAUCGAGCCAAUAAAUAAAACAAACAAGAAAAGAAGCUUGCUAAUAAUUAUGUACAUCUUGAUAUAAGAAUGUUGAUCUCCCUUGGGCACACCUUUGAUCACAACACAAACACACAUCACCUGAUAUAAAGAUUUAACAGCUUGGGGUUAUCAUAAAAAUGAUGAGAUGGUCAAAAUACUGAGUCAUUUGGCAGGCAGUGUAAAAACCAGUUCACUAUUAGGAUCGAGUUGUUCUUUUAAAUCACAGGUUGUUCUUUUAAAGCCGCCAUAACACACAAUGGACAUGGAUCAGCUCUUGUUUAACUAUUUUGCAACUCCCAUAGAAAUCCAGAUCAGUGUUUAAUGUGAGUUCUGCUCAUUUUGGAAUAUGGGAAUGGCUCUGUACGUUAAAGGUUUUCUUUAGCACCAAACACCAUCCCUAUUAAACUUUAAUGGCCCUCAGCAAUAGAAUAAUAUUAAUUUAAUUAAUUAAAAGUAAAAUCAAUGUUUAGCACUGAACACAUUUUACAUGACACUGUGCUUAUUUUCAGCGUGUUACAGUAAAAAAGAAAAAAAAAACUGUUGAAAUAAAAAAGUGAGAAGCCCAC
Danio rerio (zebrafish) is the source of this 2175-nucleotide messenger RNA. Lineage: Eukaryota; Metazoa; Chordata; Actinopteri; Cypriniformes; Danionidae. The record is from RefSeq.